AUGACAAAACUUUCUCCUUAUAAAGACUCAAUACUUUGCUUGUGUAUUAGUUCAGAAACGUUCUUGAUACAAAUUUACUAUUUGGGCAUUAGAAGCCAACUUUGUUACAUCAACAAGCAGGAUAUGGCCUUAGAACAGCUGGACACUACCUUUAACAAACACGAUACUCCAUUAGGGAAAUGGAAGACAAUGAACGAUGAAGUUGAAGAGAAUAUUUCUGGUGGUUUUGAAUGUAACAUAUGCCUGGAUCUCGUCCACGACCCUGUGGUAACUUUAUGUGGUCACCUCUACUGUUGGCCUUGCAUCUACAAAUGGAUUCAUUUCCAGAGUGUUCCCUCAGAAAAUUUGGAUCAGCAGCAACCACAGUGCCCUGUAUGCAAGGCUGAAGUUUCAGAAAGAACUUUGAUUCCACUCUAUGGACGCGGUGGUCAAUCUACCAAACCAUCUGAAGGAAAGGCUCCGAAUCUUGGUAUAGUGAUCCCACAAAGACCUCCUAGUCCAAGAUGCGGCGGUCACUUACUGAUACCAACUACCGAUUCAAGUCCAUCCCAUCUACUUCAACGACGAAAUGAUCAACAACAGUCUCAAACACGUCAAUCGCCUUAUCAACCACAAAGCGCCUCACCAGGCACCACAGUUAAUAUGUUACAACCCUCCAUGAUUGGACAAGUGGCCUAUGCAAGAAUCUUUGGUAAUUCAUCAACAACUCUGUAUGCAUACCCAAACUCUUACAAUCUAGCCAUCAGCAGUAGUCCAAGAAUGAGAAGGCAAUUAUCACAGGCUGAUAGAUCACUUGGGAGAAUAUGUUUUUUCCUAUUUUGUUGCUUUGUGACAUGUCUAAUCUUGUUUUGAACACUUUGUCUGUUGCUUCUACUUUGUAAAAAAGAAGAUAUGAUGUUGUAGUAGAUAAGAAAAUGUACAGCCUCAGCUAAAUGUGUAAAAAAAUCAUAGAAGCAUUUGCUUUCUUUGAUUGUUGAUAAAACACACUUGGAAUUUGAGUGCUUGAAGAUUUGAACCCUUUUUUGAUGUAUUAAUCUAAGAAAUGAGGUUGGUAAUUCUAUCCAUUA
Molecule: messenger RNA, 1067 nt
Organism: Solanum lycopersicum (tomato)
Lineage: Eukaryota; Viridiplantae; Streptophyta; Magnoliopsida; Solanales; Solanaceae
Product: E3 ubiquitin-protein ligase RMA1H1
Biological process (GO): ubiquitin-dependent protein catabolic process
Cellular component (GO): endoplasmic reticulum
Molecular function (GO): metal ion binding; ubiquitin protein ligase activity; ubiquitin-like protein conjugating enzyme binding
Source: RefSeq, a predicted model, not a curated record